This is a messenger RNA of Prosopis cineraria, 1449 nucleotides long. RefSeq lists its product as uncharacterized. The transcript is spliced from 2 exons. NCBI's taxonomy places the organism in Eukaryota, Viridiplantae, Streptophyta, Magnoliopsida, Fabales, Fabaceae. Bases 1 to 1449 code for a protein of 482 amino acids. The record is from RefSeq and is a predicted model, not a curated record.
AUGCAAAAGGUACCUGAGAAAGAGCAUCCCAGAAAAUCAGAAGUUCAGAAAGUAAAACCUCUUGAAACAAAAGUUGCAUAUCCAGAACUAAGAAAAAAGGUUGAGACGAAGAAUGAAGUUGAAGAGCCAAGGUUGAAGGAGUUACCACCCCUAAAAGUAAAAAUGCAAAGCUUAGAGCCUCUUGAAACAGAAAAAACGAUUAUGAAGUGGAAAUCUCCAAAGACCAAGAAGAUUGUGCCAAAAGCAAGAGAAGAAGAAGAAGAAUAUGAAUUAGGCAAACCACCUGAAGUGAAAAAUUCAUCAACAACUCGGGAAUCUAUGGUUGACAAGCAAAAACCUGAAAUAGAUAUUCCAAAGUCUAUUACGAGCAGGACACCUUCAGAAGAAAAGGAAAUAGAAGCUUCGCAACCAAAUGUUCUUCCAGACCACAACUUGGGAGAAAAAGAAUACUUCAAAACUCUAACUGAGGAUAGAGGUCAUUAUUUGCUCCAAAAAGAGAAAAGAUUAGAAACCAAUAAGGUUGCAGAAGAGGAGAAGCUGAGUCAAAAAGAUGAAGACGAAACAUCGUCUUGCAAAAGGGAAAGAAAAAAGAUUGCAGAAUUCAAAGAUAAGAAGCCUAAAAUAAAGAGAAAAGGAAGUGAAAAGAUUAAUCAAAUGAAAGGGGUUGCUGAAGAAAUGAAGGAAGCUGUAGCAGACAAAGAGACAGACAAAUCACAAGAGAUAUUGUUACCUCAAACUGCAGAAAUUCAAGGCAAAGAGAAAAUUUCGGAGGUAAGAGGAGUAGAGCAGGAAAAAAGAAGAAAAAUUCCCUUUCAUGCUGAUGAAGAAUUAGAAGCAGUCAUAUCUAACAGAGAAGUAGAAUCUCCAAAACCUACUGCUGCACAGCCAAAACAAUCAAGCAUAGAGUUCAGCAGCGAUCAAACAAAUGAUGAGGUUGAUGAGUUACAAAGAAAAGAAUUGCCAUCUCCAUCUAUAAAAAAAUUGAGCAAAGGGCCAUCUAAAACAUCAAGAUCAGGUGUUAAAGAAGAUGCUCCAACAAUUGAGAAUUUUCCACAACUCCAAGAGGGUAAAGAGUCUACUUCUUCCGUAGAAGGCACCAGAGCAUCAGAAGAUGUAGCGAAUGAACUGGACAAUCCACUAGCUGAAAAACUAGUAGUUGCAAAAGAAGAAUCAACUAGAAGGAGACCAGACCAAGAAGUUGAGAAAACGCAUUCUUCACAGCAAGAAGAAGACCAUGAAGGACAUGCAAUUGAAGAAGAAAAAGCUGGCGAAGGAGAGAAUGUGGUGCAGCUGGAAAUCUCUCGAGAGUCAGAGGAUCUAGAAGAUAUUGAAGUGGAAGCAAGUGGAAAGAGAGUGGAACUGCGUGCUCCUCUGGUUGUUGCAGGAUCAGUCUUCAUUGUAUCUCUCAUAAUUUUCUUCUUCGGCCAUAAAAGAAGUGGAAAAAGGUAG